Messenger RNA from Penicillium canariense, 246 nucleotides. RefSeq lists its product as uncharacterized. The transcript has 4 exons. Lineage: Eukaryota; Fungi; Ascomycota; Eurotiomycetes; Eurotiales; Aspergillaceae. Gene Ontology annotation, cellular component: mitochondrion. Bases 1 to 246 code for a protein of 81 amino acids. The record is from RefSeq and is a predicted model, not a curated record.
AUGGCUGGUCCCAGCAAGUCCCUGGUCCUUGACCCGGCCCUCCAGAAAUACUAUGAACUCAACGCCAACCGCUACAAGUACUUCCGCUGGACCCCGCGCCAUGCCUGGAUGUCUAUUAUCUAUAUGGCGAUUAUCCCUGGUGCCCUGACCUAUCUCGCCUACAACACUGAGAACGCUGCUGACAGUUCACAGGGCAAAUACGAGCUCCGCGGCAAGCGGAAGGGAGACACAAUUGCCGAGUGGUAG